AGUUGGUGGCGCUAACGCACCACCACGCUGCUGGCCAGGCGCUUAGAAACCAGUCAGAUGAUUUCCGGUCACGCCGUUUCUGUGCUCGCGGGCAGCUGUAGGAGAACUCAUGACUGCGCAGGUGACCGUGUUGUUCUUCGCUAAGAGUGCAGAGCUAGCUGGACUAAAGGAGGAGGAGCUUGUUGCUGUUCCAACACCAAUCAGCAGCAAAGACCUGUGGGGUCUGUUGCUACGUAAACAUCCCAGACUGCUGGUUCUGGAGGGUCAGGUGGUCCUGGCGGUGCGUCAGCAGUACGUUGCCAUCUGUGACCAGGUGUUGACUCUGGCAGACGGAGACGAGGUUGCCGUGGUACCGCCGCUGAGUGGAGGAUAGAGGGAAUUUCAGUGAUGUCAGCGGAGGUGAGAGACGUCUUCAAGCUGAGCCGUGAUUGGCUGUCAGUACAGGAAGUGGUGGACACUGUCAGCAGCUCAUCCUGUGGAGCUAUCUCAGUAUUUAUAGGUACGACCCGGGAAGACCAGGUGGACGGCAGAAAGGUGGUUGGUCUGGAGUAUGAGGCAUAUGAGUCCAUGGUCCAGUCGGAGCUCACUAAGCUGUGUGCUGACAUCAGAACUCGCUGGC
Molecule: messenger RNA, 619 nt
Organism: Nothobranchius furzeri (turquoise killifish)
Lineage: Eukaryota; Metazoa; Chordata; Actinopteri; Cyprinodontiformes; Nothobranchiidae
Product: molybdenum cofactor synthesis 2
Biological process (GO): Mo-molybdopterin cofactor biosynthetic process
Cellular component (GO): cytosol
Molecular function (GO): molybdopterin synthase activity
Source: RefSeq, a predicted model, not a curated record